UGAGGCUCUGUCUUCUGGUUUUAUUGUGAUUUCCUGCCCCGCAACAGACUCAGAAUUAGAGAUGGUGUGAAAAUAACUCAGCACUCCAUGGAACAAAUAUAAAUAUACACAACAAAAUAAAAAAUUGACAGUGUAAGAAAGCUCCAACAGACUAUGGACGCAACUUCAACUGAGCUCCCGAACUCUUCUCCAUACAAGGAAGUCUUCUGGAGUUACCGAACUGAGCUAAUCAGAAACUUCUCUUCAGAAACCCUAAAUGCUACUGUCUGUUCCAUGGAAGAAGGCUCAUUGUCUCUUGUUUUCAUCAUUUUUUACUCCAUUAUUUUUGUCAUUGGAUUGGUUGGCAAUAUUAUAGCCUUGUUUGCUUUUUUGUGCAUUAAUCACAAAAGAAAUUCUAUCCAGAUUUACCUGCUUAAUGUAGCCAUUGCAGACCUUCUACUGAUCUUCUGCCUCCCCUUCCGUAUACUAUAUCAUAUUAACAAAGACACAUGGAUGUUGGGAUUGAUUUUCUGCAAGAUUGUUGGAACCCUAUUUUAUAUGAACAUGUACAUUAGCAUCAUACUGCUGGGAUUAAUUAGCAUGGAUCGUUAUGUAAAAAUUAACAAGUCUAUACGACGUCCAAAAAUGUUAACAGCUACACGAAGCAGAUAUAUCUGUUGCAUAUUGUGGACAAUUGCAGUAAUAGGACUCAUAAUUAUAGUUGCUCAGUCUGCUAAGAGGGAAGAAUACAAUUCGACCAUGUGCUUCCAUUACAGAGAUAAACAAAAUGCAAAAAUGGAAGCAAUUUUAAACUAUAUUCUUGUUAUAGUCUUUUGGAUAGUUUUCUUUCUACUAAUACUUUCAUAUGUUAAAAUUGCGAAGAACCUUCUGAAAAUUUCCAAGAAAAGAGCAGAUUUUCCCAAUGCCGGAAAGUACAGCACCACUGCAAGGAAUUCCUUCAUUGUACUUAUUAUUUUCACCCUGUGUUUUGUUCCAUAUCACAUAUUCCGAUUUGUCUACAUUACAUCACAAUUACAACACACAUCUUGUUACUGGAAGGAGAUAAUUCACAAAUGCAAUGAGAUUAUGCUUGUAUUUUCAGCUUUCAACAGCUGUUUAGAUCCAGUUAUGUAUUUCCUAAUGUCCAGCAGUGUUCGUAAGACUGUAUGCCAACUUAUUUGUAGAAGACUUCAUGGGGACUCAAGUGUGAGCGACAGUAUUUCAGAAAUGAAACCUGGGCAAUCUCGUCAUGAUACUGCGACUACCAUUAUCCCCCAUUCAAGCUUUUUAAAGAAAAAUUCCCUCAUCUGAUUGCUUAAAUAUAAUGGACAACCGCUUCCCAAAAAGACAAGCAGAUAAUCUACUAGAUAAUCGACACUGGAUGUACAUGGGUACAGGGAUGUACAACAAUACAGAGCUGGUAAUACUGCCUCGAGAAAAGCCUUUCCCCCCUCCUUUCCUUCCUUUUUUACAAGUAUGGGAGGUCAUACUUCAACUGCUUAAACAAAUUAAAAAUGAUUUUUGGUGAGAAAGAGCUUAACUUUUUUAUUAUUACAAAUCAAUAUGAACUUUCAUUUAAAGAUUCAUUUAGGACAGGAUUAAUCUACAGCACUUUCUUUCAGAAACAAAUUUUUAAAAUGGGACCUUGAUGUGUGCGCAAGAAGCUUUACACACCCAAAUACUUGGUAUACAUUUAUUAGCACUACUAGCUAUGCACAUAUGAUAGAAUGAAUUUUGCACAAGUAAAUCUUUACCUGUAUCUAAUUCAACCCAACUAUGAAACAGAUAUAUUACAGAUUUUAUAAAUCCAUCUUUGAAAAAAAUAUAUUUUAGCAGGCUUCAAAAAUAAAUCAGCAUCUUAACUGCAUUUAUUAAACUAACCCUUUCAGCAAAAUGUAUCAUACUCUAUUAUGAAUGUGGCUUACACAGAAGGUAAAAAACAAGACAAUUAUUAGUUCAUUUAUUGGAAAAAUGUGCUUUAUAUUUUGUUUAUUAAGCAAAAUUAGAAUAUUCAACUACUAAUUUUGAAAUCCUCUAACAAGCCUUCUAGAACCUUCAUGAUGUUAAACACCAAUCUUAACUCAGGUGGGAAAAAAGUCAAAAUACAGGAAAGUACGCAAUUCACAUUUUGAGGCGUUGGGAGGAGGAGGAGGAUUAUCCAAGAUUUGUUUCAAAAUUCUAUUGACAAAUCUAAUAAUUUCAAAACAUACAUGCAUGCCAAAAUCUCAACAAGGAUAAGAAAUUCAGAACGAAAGACAGUUAUAUAAACUGUAAACACAAAAUUAAGCUAUUGUGGAUGUAGAAGGAUUUGAAAUGAGCAGCGUUUUGUCAGUUCUGGUCUCUGUUCAACCCCAAUUACCUAGAUUUUGAGGUUAAUAUCUACUUGUAUAUUUCCAAAACCAUUUAUUUCAAAUAUAAUACCUCUAUGGCAGAGACCAUGUCUUUUAACAUGACUGAAGUAUCAUACUCACCAACGAUGUUAUGCAAAUAACAAUCAAAUAUUAAAUGUGGACUCCAUACUGUAUAGCCCAAUUCAAGAUUAAAACCAAGCAGAUUUAUGCAGUUAAUGUGUGCAGGCUGAGUAAAAUUUUUAACAAAGUUAAACUAGCCUUGAUGACUGGGGUGAGUGAGGGAGGGAGCUGGAUUAAGAAUGGAACUUGAAUCUCUAAUGUGAUAGGCCACAAUACUGGACAGGCCUGAAUUUUGUUUUAAACUCUAAAAUAAAGGGUCAAAUCCUGUAAAAUUUGAGUAACUUUAUUCAAGUGAGUAGUUGUAUUGAAGUUGAUGAAAACACUCAUGUGACUGCUCACUACAUCUUUGCAAGACUGGAUCCUAAGGCAUCUGUCAUAAAUAUAAAGGGAAGGCUAACCACCUUUAAAUCCCUCCUGGCCAGAGGAAAAAACCCUUUCACCUGUAAAGGGUUAAGAAGCUAAAGAUAACUUCGCUGGCACCUGACCAAAAUGACCAAUGAGGAGACAAGAUACUUUCAAAGCUGGAGGGGGGCGGUUUAAACAAAGGGUUCUCUCUGUCUGUGUGUUUUCUUUUGCCGGGACCAGAGCAGGAAUGCAGGUCAGAACUCCUGUAAAGGGUUAAUAAGCAAUCUAGUUAGAUAUGCGUUACAUUCGGUUUUGUUUAAAUGGCUGAUAAAAUAAGUUGUGCUGAAAGGAAUGUAUAUUCCGUGUUUUUUUUUUUUUUUUUGGUAACUUAAGGUUUUGCCUAGAGGGAUGCUCUAUGUUUUGAAUCUGAUUACCCUAUAAGGUAUUUACCAUCCUGAUUUUACAGAGGUGAUUCUUUUACUUUUUCUUCAAUUAAAAUUCUUCUUUUAAGAACCUGAUUGCUUUUUUAUUGUUCUUAAGAUCCAAGGGUUUGGGUCUGUGUUCACCUAUGCAAAUUGGUGAGGAUUUUUAUCAAGCCUUCCCCAGGAAAGGGGGUGUAGGGCUUGGGGGAUUUUUUGAGGAAAGACAUUUCCAAGUGGGCUCUUUCCCGGUUAUAUUUUGUUACACGCUUGGU
This is a messenger RNA of Caretta caretta (loggerhead turtle), 3489 nucleotides long. Lineage: Eukaryota; Metazoa; Chordata; Testudines; Cheloniidae. The record is from RefSeq and is a predicted model, not a curated record.